AUGACAACAAUAAUCCAUCAGCAAAUAAGCCACAAUAAAAACAACAAUAAUAAUUUUAUAUUAAAUUUAAAUAAUGAUAACGAGAAUAAUGAUAAUAACUAUAAUAUAGUAAAAUACCGAGACAAAUUAAUAGAACUAAAGCUGUGGCAGAUCAAUGAAGAUGAUUUAAAGUAUACAUGCAAAUUGGGCUCAUCGGCAUUUGGUAAAAUGUAUAAGGGUGUAUAUAAAAGCAAUAAGGUAUCGAUUAAAAUAUUUGGUCAAGUCAGAUUAGAAGAGUUUAUAAACGAAUACAAUAUAAUGCAGAGUGUGCGUUCGCCAUUUUUAAUAAAGUUUUACGGAAUAGUACUGGAACCACGUUUAUGUUUAGUGCUAGAGUACUGUGGACGUGAUUCAUUGUACCACUUGAUGAGCUCUGCUAAAGGAAUGGUCGAUUUCUCGUGGUCUAGAUUCCUUCAAUUCACAAUGCAAAUAUCGUUGGGUGUUCAAUCACUACACAAUAGGAAAAUGGUGCAUCGUGGUAUAACAUCGCUAAAUUUAUUUGUAAACGAAGAUUGGGAAUGCAAAGUAUCCAACUAUGGUAAAUAUAGAUUCAAUCCAUUUAAUGGAUCUCAUAGAACCAAUGCAUUUUGUUCACCAGAGUCCGCAGAAAAUGAAAAUGACGAUCUAGAUUCGAAUCCAUUACUUUUAAAAGAAGAUAUUUAUGCUAUAGGUAUUGUAAUUUGGGAAUUGAUAUCAAGAAUGGUCCAUGGUGAGUACCAACAUCCUUAUUCUGAAUAUGACUUUAUUAAAAAUGAUUUUCAAAUCAUGCUACAUUCCAAAAAUGGUCUAAGACCCACUCUACCCCCACAUCAAACCCCUGAAGAAAUCCAAUCGCUCUAUUUAGAAUGUGUCGACCAAGAUCCAUCCAAAAGACCAUCAAUAAACCAAUUAAUAGAUAAAUUAAAUAAUUUAAGACAAUUAUAUUUAAAAUCGAAUUGGGAUAAAUUUUUAAAAAAAUAA
Dictyostelium purpureum is the source of this 999-nucleotide messenger RNA. RefSeq lists its product as uncharacterized. The record is from RefSeq and is a predicted model, not a curated record. Gene Ontology annotation, molecular function: ATP binding; protein kinase activity. Lineage: Eukaryota; Evosea; Eumycetozoa; Dictyosteliales; Dictyosteliaceae. The transcript has a single exon. Gene Ontology annotation, biological process: protein phosphorylation. The coding region runs from base 1 to 999 and encodes 332 amino acids.